AUGAGCUAGAAUAAAAAUCAAUAUAAAAAAGAAGAAUAUCCCUUAAAAACCUCUAAAAGAAAGAGGGAAGCAUUUGAGGAAGGAUAAGCUGAGUCAAAGAUGAUUGAAGAAGAUGAUGGAAAAUCAAGUAAAAAAUAACAAGACAAAAACGCUAAGCAAAAGAGGAAAGUUAGCAUAUUCUGGUUUAGAAGAGAUCUUAGAUUAAACGAUAACACUGCUUUAUAUAACGCCUUAAAGUCUCAAAAUGAAGUUGUACCUUUGUUUAUUUUUGACACUGAAAUUUUAGACAAAUUAGAAGAUAAAAAAGACGCUCGAGUUGAAUUCAUACACUUAUAUAUUAUGAAAAUCUAAGAAUAACUAAAAUAAGUUGGAUCUACCCUAAUUGUGAAACAUGGUACAGUUGACAAUGCUUUUAAAGAGCUUGUUUCGGAGUUUGAUAUUUAAAGUGUUUAUGUAAAUAGAGAUUAUGAAUCUUCUGCUAAAUAAAGAGAUGAAAGGAUUAAAAAAUAUGUCAAAUAAUCAGCAAAUGCUGAGUUUUACGAUUUUAAGGAUCAAGUUAUUUUUGAAGCCAGUUCAACCAAUAAAGAUGGAUCACCUUAUAAAGUUUUCACACCAUAUAGCAAAAAAUGGCUGAGUAUAUUGACUUCAGAAGACUACUCUUGUAGACCUUCUGAAUCAUUAAUGGAAAAAUUUUGGAAAUCUCCUGAAAGAAAAGUUAUGAGUUUAGAAGAAAUUGGAUUUGAGAAAGCAGGAAUUCCUUUUCCAUCUGUUGAGUUGAAUGAAAAAAUUGUUAAGAAUUAUGAUAAGACUCGUGAUACACCUUCAAUAGAAGGUACCACGAGAAUGAGUGUUCAUUUAAGAUUUGGUACAGUUUCAAUUAGGGAUUUAGUUAGGAGAUCAAAAGGUUUAAAUGCUACAUAUCUAAAUGAACUUAUAUGGCGUGAUUUUUAUAUGAUGAUUUUAGAUUAAUUUCCACAUGUAGAGAACAAUAAUUUUAAACCAGCAUAUGAUAAACUAGUUUGGAGAAAUAAUGUAGAUGAAUUUAUGGCUUGGUGCGAAGGCAAAACAGGAUAUCAUUUGGUUGAUGCUGGAAUGAGAUAAUUAAAUUAGACAGGUUAUAUGCAUAAUAGAGUUAGAAUGGUUGUAGCAAGCUUCUUAACAAAGCAUUUAUUAAUUGAUUGGAAAUGGGGUGAAAGAUAUUUUGCCUCUAAACUUUUAGAUUAUGACUUAUCUGCAAAUAAUGGUGGAUGGCAAUGGGCAGCAGGAACAGGUACAGAUGCUUAACCUUAUUUUAGAAUAUUUAAUCCUGAUAGCUAAUAAAAAAAAUUUGAUCCUAAUUAUACUUAUAUUAAAACAUGGAUAAAAGAUUUAAAUACUAAAACAUAUCCCAAGCCUAUUGUUGACCAUAAAUUGGCAAGAGAGCGUUGCUUAUAAGCUUUCAAAAAAGCUUUAGGAUAAUGA
Messenger RNA from Tetrahymena thermophila SB210, 1461 nucleotides. RefSeq names its product DNA photolyase FAD-binding domain protein. NCBI's taxonomy places the organism in Eukaryota, Ciliophora, Oligohymenophorea, Hymenostomatida, Tetrahymenidae. Gene Ontology annotation, molecular function: DNA binding; FAD binding; deoxyribodipyrimidine photo-lyase activity. The record is from RefSeq and is a predicted model, not a curated record. The transcript is spliced from 4 exons. Gene Ontology annotation, biological process: response to light stimulus.